AUGCCGAAGAAGCUUGCCGUUAAUGGACGUACUGUUUGGGUAGAGGAGGAAGAUUUUGACGAUGUGUGCGAAAUGUUCAAGGAGAAUGUGACUGUGGACGACUUGGAAAGUUGGGAGAAUCGAUUUGAAGUCGCACAACUCGUUGAAUUAUUUUUGCCGAUUUGCACUUCAUCAUGCUGGUCUUUCGUGGAAGCGCUUUGA
This is a messenger RNA of Caenorhabditis bovis, 201 nucleotides long. The record is from the annotation of a GenBank genome assembly. Lineage: Eukaryota; Metazoa; Nematoda; Chromadorea; Rhabditida; Rhabditidae.